Letharia columbiana is the source of this 513-nucleotide messenger RNA. RefSeq lists its product as uncharacterized. Gene Ontology annotation, cellular component: membrane. The coding region runs from base 1 to 513 and encodes 170 amino acids. NCBI's taxonomy places the organism in Eukaryota, Fungi, Ascomycota, Lecanoromycetes, Lecanorales, Parmeliaceae. The transcript has 3 exons. The record is from RefSeq and is a predicted model, not a curated record.
AUGCUUGACAUAAUACUCAUCGCGCUACGCGCCGUGCAGGCUCUCUUCGCCAUUAUAGUCCUCGGACUCACCGCCCAUGUCGCAUCCUACGGCUUGACCCCCUCCUCCGACAGUUUCAUGGUGUUUGCCUCCGUCUGGACGCUCCUCAUCCUCAUCUAUCUCGCCCUAGCGCCGCGAUUCUUCUCCGCCGUCGCCCACCCGAUGGCCAUGCUCGCUCUCGACGCGCUGACCAUGCUAUUCUGGUUCGCCGGGUUCAUCGCGCUCGCCGUCUACCACCACCAAGCGGAAAAUGUGUAUCUCGGAGACGGGUUAGGGGACGUGUAUAAAGGGUGCGCACUCGCGGGGGGGUUCUGCGGGGAGAUUGAGGCGGCGGCGAUCUUUGGGGCGUUUGAGUGGGCCCUCUUCGUCGCUACCACUGCGUUACUGGCACUCGAGUUCAUGCGCGGCCGUGGUGGAAGGUCAUCCAAGAAUGCCGCCGGCCCUUCGACAUUCGGCGGCACUACGCAGGUUUAG